Molecule: messenger RNA, 3942 nt
Organism: Carcharodon carcharias (great white shark)
Lineage: Eukaryota; Metazoa; Chordata; Chondrichthyes; Lamniformes; Lamnidae
Gene: nod1
Product: nucleotide-binding oligomerization domain containing 1
Exons: 12
Coding region: 629-3469 (946 amino acids)
Biological process (GO): regulation of apoptotic process
Molecular function (GO): protein binding
Source: RefSeq, a predicted model, not a curated record
GGACCAAAAAGGACGGGCUAAGAAAGGACCAAGCCACUUCCAAGGCGAGUGGCAAGAUGCAGCUCCCAUCCAACACGGAUGACAAGGGCUGCUGUUCUUUGGAUGAAAAAGGACAAGGGCGGCACCAACAGAAGAAGCGGGAAAGCUCUAGGGAGGUGGAGGAGGAGACACUCGAGCUCUAGAACAUUGGAGACAAUGAAAAGACCAGCACACCCCAACUUCACACUCAACUUAAAGAGGCCAGCGCACCCCAGCCCCAGGAAGCUGGGAGCAGUAAAGCACUCAGCGCAUCCCAGCUCCGGGAAGCAGGGAGCAGCAACUCCAUGGAGGGGGAGUGGAUCAGUGAGACUUCUCCAACAGAGAACAACUCAAGCCUCACUCCUUGCACAAACCCCUCAAUGUCACCUGUGCGGAACAUCUCCAAUGGUUUCCUCAGUCCAUCCAAAGUGAGACAAUUUGAAAAUAUUAUGUGUAUGCAGGAGCAGACCACGGAUCUGGAACUCUCAGAGACAACAGGUUUGAUGCAUGAUGCGGAAUCCAGAAAUGAAAUCCUGCAUCUGAGUGACCAGCCUGGCAAGGGAAGAUUGUAGAGGUCCUUGAUUCCAAUGCAGAGGAUGCUUGUGCAAGAAUGGAUAGUGUGUGCCAGCCUGGGUCACAGCAACAAGUGUCAAUCAUAUCAACCCACUCCUUUACUAAGUUGCUGAAGUUUCACCGAGAGGUUUUGGUUGGUUGCAUCAAGAACACAGAGUGUGUCCUGAACAACUUGAUAAAACAUGAAUACAUUUCCAAUGAAGAGGCUGAAUUGUCACAGCAGCAUCCUACACAAGCAGCUAAGGUUCGAAAAAUAUUGGAUCUGGUUGAGAGCAAAGGCGAAGAAACAGCAGAAUAUUUCCUACACAUUUUGUACCAGGCCAGUGAGGUUUACACCAACCUUAGCCCAUGGCUGAAAGAAAUACAGUAUCAGCCAUCAGAACACAUACUGACCAAACCAGUAAUUAUCACAGACGCCAUCUCUCAGUACAUUCAAAAGAUUAAACAUGAUCUACGGCAGGACACAAAGUUCGUCACUUCCUACGUCCAGAAAGAAGACAUCUUGUUGGAUGAUACUUACACUGAGACUCUUAUGGAAUUAAUCAACGCGGUCAAUGAAACCAAAGGAAGCAUUUCACACUUAGAUGAUUUGUUCAAUGAUACUGGAGUCAUCAAUGAAGAUGCAGAAACAGUGUUUGUAACUGGUGAUGCUGGGGUUGGUAAGACCAUUCUGCUCAAGAGACUUCAGAACUUGUGGUCCAAAGGGGAGCUCUGUGCUGAUGUUAAAUUCUUCUUCAAAUUUAGAUGUCGAAUAUUCAAUAGCUUUAAGGAGGAAGAUAAGAUCUCUCUCCGAGAUCUACUAUUCAAAUACAACUGUUACCCUGAUAAAGAUGCCGAUGAGAUAUUCAGCUACAUCCGACAACACCCAGCUUCUGUUCUCUUCACACUGGAUGGGUUUGAUGAAAUUAAUGUUGACUGUGACCUUAAUGAUAUCCCUGACAUCUCCUCGCCCUUUGACCCCACACAUCCUGUGGCCCUGUUGAUGAAUCUUCUCCGAGGAAAGUUAUUAAAAUGUUCCAAAAAAAUAUUGACAGCACGAACUGGUACAAAUCUACCAUUGAGAAUGGUGAGAAAGAGAGUGACACUGAAGGGGUUUUCCAAGGACCAUUUACUGCAGUAUUUGAAGAGGUUCUUCAAAAAUAAACCCCUCCAAACCUCGGUUUUGACCCAGCUGGAGGCAAAUCCUCACCUGUGCAGUUUAUGCUCAGUGCCGUUGUUUUGCUGGAUUAUAUUUAAAUGUUACGAACACUUUCAGUCCGAGUCUAGUUCCCAGCAGUUGUUGGAAUAUGUCACGUUGACUGACAUUUACCUGUUGAUGUUAGAGGUUUUCCUAAACCGUUCUUCCAAAACAGGAUUGAACAAAAGAAACAAUAGUCAAAGUGAGACAUUCAAAGCAAAGAAGGAUGCACUAAUGAGAUUGGGCAAAUUGGCAAAAGAGGGGAUUGAAAACAGCAACUUCAUCUUCAGUCAGGAGCAAAUCACAGCGGCUGACAUCUCAGAGGAGGAUUUACAGUUGGGCUUUGUCAAGAAUACGGGACAUUACGAUGGAUGUGGGAGCCAAUCAACAUAUGAGUUCCUUCAUUUGACUCUCCAGUCAUUCUUUGCUGCAUUUUCCUUGGUUGUGGAUGAGAAAAUCAGUGCAAUGGAAAUCAUUAGGUUUUUUGCCACAUGUGAUAGCUACUUGACUGGAGCCCGGGCCAAUGUUCUUUUGUUAAGAUGUUUGGGCUAUAACACACACCACAGAAAGGACCCAUUUGAAACGAAUGAACAUUUGCAGUUCACUACACUUUUCCUCUGCGGCCUAUUGUCUAAAGCUAAGAGGGAUUUAUUCAAGCAUUUGGCUUCCACAGGAAGUGUCCAAAGGAAACGGUCAGCGCUCAAGGCCUACCUCGCCGACUGUGUAAAGUCACACUUAAAAAAUCUUCCUCAAGCGCCAUUUGAAGAAUUUUCUAAAGUGCAAGCCUUGCCCCGUUUUGUCUGGCUGAUGCGCUACAUUUUUGAAACCCAGAGUGAAGCAGUAGCCAAACUUGCAGCUAAGGGGAUUUGUGCUGAUUAUAUCAAGCUCACCUUUUGCAAUGCUUUCUCUGCCGACUGCAGUGCAAUUGCAAAUAUUUUGCGCCAUCGUAAAAAAUCAAUUGCACUUGAAUUGGACAACAAUAAUAUCAAUGACUAUGGAGUGAAAGAGCUAAUUCCUUGUUUUGAUAAACUCACAGUGGUUAGAUUGAGUGUAAAUCAGGUCACAGAUGAUGGAGCCAAGGUACUGGCUGAAGAACUCACAAAGUACAAAAUUAUUAAAAUCCUUGGCCUAUACAGGAAUCAGAUCACUGAUGUUGGUGCACGGUUUAUCGCCCGAAUUGUUGAAGAAUGCCCAUAUCUGCGAACAUUAAAAAUUGGACUCAACAAACUUACAAGCGAAGGAGGGAAAUUAUUAGCACAAGCAAUUCAGAAAAACAAGGCCAUCAAAGAUAUAGGGAUGUGGGGGAAUCGGAUCGGAGAUGUAGGCGCUGUCGCCUUUGCUGAAGCUAUAAGAAACCACCCUUCUAUAAAAGAGCUCAGCCUGGCAGCCAAUGGCAUUUCCACAGAGGGCGGGAAAAGUUUGGCGGCAGCACUGAGAGACAACAGAUCCCUGGAGAUAUUUUGGUUGACAGAAAAUCAGUUGAAUGAUGAAGCAGCAGAGUUAUUCGCUGAAGCACUCAGGGUCAACAAAAGCCUACUUCACUUAUGGGUGAUCAGCAACAAAAUUACAGUGGUGGGAGCAAAUCAUUUCUUCGAGAUCCUCAAAGAAAAUGCAACAAUAGAAGAGAUUUGCUUGAAUGGUAAUAGCAUCUCUGCGGAAGAAGCCAAAAGGUUUAAGAAAGAAAAGCGGAUUGUGCUUUGAAUGAUAUUUCCCGUGCGAUUAGCUGGAGCCAUCGUACACCGUGAAGCUGAAAAAUGUUCAACAGUUGUAACACUACCUACCUACAGAACAAAAAGAAAUCUGCCAAGUGUUUUCUACAUGGGUUUCAGUGAGUGGGACAAUCUAAAGGAAAUAAAGUUUGCUGGAAAACCAGCAUGCAAACCAUGGUAUUUUCCACUGACCCUUCAAGAUACAUCGAAAAUGCCUUUGUGACUCAUCGGAUAUGAGCAACGGUAGCUGCUGACACCACUCCCAAGGUUUCAUUGCAAAGGCCUGGGUAUAACCAUGACAUCUAUCAUUACUAUUCUUCCACCAUAAAUUAACAGAAUUUAUACUGAAACAGUGUCAAAUUGGAAUUUCUGUCAUUCAAACGGAUGCCGGCAGCUAAAUGUUUGUACUUAUUUAUGGUUAUUUAUGGUAUGACAUACUGGUGGAUAAUAAAAAUAAAUUUGUGG